GGCUUUCUCAAGCUCAUCACCGAGUGGGACCCGGCACUGUACAGCGUGCCAACUGUGGUGAACGCUGUGAGGGACCGGCUCAGCUAUGAGCCGUCCAGCGUGCCUCUGCUCAAAGGCCUGGCCCACCUCUACUCGGUUGAGGGCAAGUUUGACCUUGCCAUUGCCAUCUACCUCGAGAUCGGCGCAGCGGAUGCAGUGUUCUCUUUAGUCCAGAAGCAUGGCCUGUAUGGUGUGGUUCAGGAGAAGCUGGCACUCCUGAUCCGACUGGACGAGGAGAAGGCCAACGAGCUGCUGGUGAAAUCCACCGACCAGCUGCCGCCGGACACCGUAGCCGAGCGUCUGAGUCCACAGCCACAAGCUUUGUUUCGUUACCUGGAUGCACUGUUCAGACGCAGCCCCGCAUUGUGCGAGGCCCACAUGGAGUUGGCGCGCCUGUAUGCCGAGUACGCACCUGACAAGCUGCUACCACUGCUGCGCCAAUCACACAGCUACCCUCUGGAAGAGGCACUUCGGCUGUGCCAGGAAAGACAACUCACUCCAGCCACCAUCUUUCUACUCAAACGCAUGGGCAACACCAAGGAGGCUCUUCACCAGAUCAUGGACAAGCUGGGAGACGUCCACCAAGCCAUCGCUUUCUGCAAGGAGCAUGACGACUCGGAACUCUGGGCGGAUCUUAUCGAGUACUCACUCGACAAGCCACCCUUCAUCACGACAUUGCUGCACAAGAUUGGUGCGCAUGUCAAUCCAAUCUUGCUGAUCUUGCGCAUCCCCACGGGGCUGGACAUUCCCCAGCUUCGGGACUCUCUAGUCAAGAUCAUGCGGGACUACAACCUUCAGAUCUCCCUGCGUGAAGGCUGCAAGAAGAUUCUGGUAUCCGAUUGCAUCGGCCUGCUGCAAAAGCUGCACCGGCAGCAGAGUCGGGGCAUUGCCAUUGCCUAUGACCAGCUAUGCCAUGCUUGCAACCGACGGAUACUCUCCAAAGAUGUCCGCCACUUGGAGGUGGUAGUGUUCUUCUGCAAGCAUGCUUUUCACAGCAACUGCCUACCCAGUCUACCGGUGAGUGUUUACUGCUUGGCGUGACUCAGUGCAGCAAAU
Molecule: messenger RNA, 1095 nt
Organism: Rhipicephalus sanguineus (brown dog tick)
Lineage: Eukaryota; Metazoa; Arthropoda; Arachnida; Ixodida; Ixodidae
Product: vacuolar protein sorting-associated protein 41 homolog
Biological process (GO): macroautophagy; protein targeting to vacuole; cellular response to starvation
Cellular component (GO): HOPS complex; late endosome
Molecular function (GO): protein binding
Source: RefSeq, a predicted model, not a curated record